GUGGAGUCUGAGAUGUUACACACCUAUAGUAAGGUUGAUCCCCUGGAUACACUGAUGCUUUGUGUUCGGCUUGCCGUGUUGGUUGCAGUCACUCUCACAGUUCCGGUGGUUCUCUUCCCGAUACGAAGAGCAAUCCAGCAGCUGAUUUUCCCAGGGAAAGAUUUUAGGUGGUGGCGCCACAUUGUAAUCGCUAUAUGUUUAUUGGUGGCAGUCAAUAUUCUUGUCAUCUUUGUUCCCAGCAUCAGGGAUAUUUUUGGAGUUAUUGGAGCAACCUCGGCCCCCAGCCUGAUCUUUAUCCUUCCAAGCAUCUUUUAUAUCCGCAUAGUUCCCAAUGAAAAGGAACCUCUCUUUUCACGUUCAAAGAUUCAGGCUGCCCUGUUUGCCUCUCUAGGCUUCAUCUUCAUGAUCACGAGUCUGACUUUUAUAAUUGUGGACUGGGUGACUACCGGGAAGAGCAGUGCUGGUGGUCACUAACCUCCCCUACGUCCCCUCUCUCUUGAACAAGGACAUUGGGACAAUUCUCUUGGGUUCAUCUUGUUUGCUAAAGAUCAGAAUAAUGGAUCUGAUACUGAGAAUAGCUGGGAGAGGGGGAUAUCCAAUCAAAACAGAACAAAAGAUAAUCAACCCCACAAGUACUCCCUGCCCUCAGCUGCUGCAAAAUACUCUGGAGUAUCACACACUAUGAAAACUCCUGGUUCCUCUGUGUCCGUCAGAGUUGGGAGCCUACCACAGUGCCAUAUCUGUGCAGGGAAUAUGGUGUGCCCUGCCUAAAUCAGUGUAUCUACCUCGCUGCCCACCCAUAGUAGCAGGGUAUAUCCGUGCAUCACACUGUUAGGUAACUACAGUCGGAGAGGACAGAACACUGUAUAGUGAUGCUAAGCACAUAUCUUGAUCUACCUUAAUCAUUUUUAGAAACACAGAAUAUAAUAUUGAUCCGAAACAAUGACCUUCGACAGGUAUGCUCUGUUGGUUGAGUGUGGUGCCUUAUUACACACAGUAGGAGAUAUGGGCAGUGCUAAUUAUUCAAGGGCUCUGUUAUAUGAGCACAUACUGGACUGUUACAAGUUUAUAGCUAUGCUUAGAGGUCUAUAGAGCAGCUGCCUUCUGCACUAAUCAUUAUUUGUCCUCCGUCCUAAUCACUGUGAUUCCUUCAGGAAAUAUUUGUCUAUAUUCUCUACUUUAUUGGAAUCGCUGCAUUGCCCCUUCUCUGUUAACACACUCCUGGCCGUGUCUGCCUUGAGUCCCGCAUGACCCAACAUCCGCAAGUCCAGAACACGCGGACUCCUCAUGAUGGACAAUGAAGUGGCAAAUAAAUUUUUAAAAAAAUGUUUCUAUAGCUCGUUAUUUACCAUGUACAGCUGAUAAAUGUGUUUCCGUGUCUGAUCUCA
Messenger RNA from Bombina bombina (fire-bellied toad), 1388 nucleotides. RefSeq names its product sodium-coupled neutral amino acid transporter 3. NCBI's taxonomy places the organism in Eukaryota, Metazoa, Chordata, Amphibia, Anura, Bombinatoridae. Gene Ontology annotation, molecular function: glycine transmembrane transporter activity; L-glutamine transmembrane transporter activity. Bases 13 to 474 code for a protein of 153 amino acids. The record is from RefSeq and is a predicted model, not a curated record. Gene Ontology annotation, biological process: glycine transport; L-glutamine transport; L-histidine transmembrane transport. The transcript has 4 exons.